CUCUAUAAAAGAUUUACUCCUUCAACUACAGCAACACUUCAAACAAAGAUCAACAAACUGACCAGCACCGCUCACCUGAGCACACGAGCCAGCCUGCGCGGAGUUUCUCACUGAAGACGUUGCAGAAAACUGAAAACAUGCCAGUGGCAGUUCUACCCUUUUUCGGCCCCAUCACCGUGUCGGAGAGCCUGGUCGCCAUGGUGACACUCUGCACGGUGUACCUCCUCCUUCGGCUAACCCGGGUCAGGAUCCCUGAGGGUCUUCUGCCACUCCCGGGCCCCCAGUCCCUCCCCGUCAUCGGGAACGUGCUGGAAGUGGGCCAGAACCCUCACCUCAGCCUGACCGCCAUGAGCAAGCGCUACGGCACAGUUUUCCAGAUCAGGAUUGGCACGCGGCCCGUGGUGGUGCUGAGCGGUAGCGAAACCAUACGGCAGGCACUCAUCAAGCAGGGAGAUGAGUUUUCUGGACGUCCCGAUCUGUACAGUUUCCAAUACAUCAAUGAUGGUAAAAGCCUGGCCUUCAGCACAGACCUAGCAGGGGUGUGGCGCACUCGUCGUAAGCUGGCCCUCAACGCCCUGCGCACUUUCGCCACUGUGGAAAGCAAAAGCCCGGAGUAUGCUUGCGCUCUUGAGGAACACGUCAGCAAAGAGGGGCUGUACCUGGUGGAUAGGCUGUGCAAGUUGACAGAAGCCAGCGGAAGCUUCGACCCCUUCCGCCAAAUCGUGGUGUCCGUGGCCAACGUCAUCUGCGGCAUGUGCUUUGGCCAGCGCUACAGCCAUGACCACCAGGAGCUGGUGAGCCUGAUCAACCUGAGCGAGGAGUUCAACAAGGUUGCAGGCAGUGGCAACCCAGCUGACUUUAUCCCCAUCCUCCGCUUCCUGCCCAGCAAGACCAUGAAAAUGUUUUUGGACAUCAACAGGCGCUUCAAUGCAUUUGUGCAGAGGAUCGUCAGACAGCACUACGAUACCUAUGACAAGAACAACAUUCGUGACAUCACAGACUCCCUCAUCGAUCACUGUGAGGACAGGAAGUUGGAUGAGAACUCUAACCUGCAAGUGUCCGAUGAGAAGAUAGUGGGGAUAGUGAAUGACCUCUUUGGGGCCGGCUUCGACACCAUCAGCACGGCUUUGUCUUGGUCUGUUGUGUAUCUGGUGGCUUAUCCGGAGAUUCAGGAGAGACUCCACCAAGAGCUGAGAGACAAGAUCGGAACAGAUCACAUACCUCAACUGUCGGAAAAAAACAGCCUGCCUUACCUCGAGUCUUUCAUUCUGGAGAUCUUCCGUCACACCUCCUUCCUCCCCUUCACCAUCCCACACUGCACCACGAAAGACACAUCGCUGCAUGGAUACUUCAUUCCUAAAGACACCUGUGUGUUUAUCAACCAGUGGCAAAUAAACCAUGACCCAGAGCAGUGGAAGGAUCCCUUCUUGUUCAACCCGGACCGCUUCCUGUGUGCCGACGGCUCUGAACUCAACAAGGUCGAAGCUGAGAAGGUCAUGGUGUUCGGCCUGGGUAAACGGCGCUGCAUCGGCGAAGUCAUCGGCCGCUCCGAAGUGUUCCUCUUCCUCGCCAUCCUCAUCCAGAGGCUAAAGUUCAGCAGCCUGCCGGGUGAAAUGCCAGACAUGACCCCUGAGUACGGCCUCACCAUGAAGCACAAGCGAUGCAUGUUGCGCACCGCUCCGCGGCCGGGCUUCGAGAUGCCCAGCCCGUAGAGUCUACAGCGAACCGUAGGCCGCUUAGUUCAGGGAAGCUAAUGAGAGUCACUUCUGUUACCUUGACACUGUUCUUCACUGUCUUUUCAAUGCAGUGACGGUGGUCACAAGACUUUCCUUAUAAUGGUGAUGACAGGAGCCAGAGGGCGCUUUUAUCCACUAUAUAAAAUGGCCAGAGAACAUACACACGACACAGUGUUAGCUUUGUGUGUAAUGUUCAUAACAGUGGUAAGCUAUGACAGAUAGUAGAGUUAAUGUAAUAAAAUAGUGGCCAAUUUAUAGAUAUAAGAUGUCUGUGGGGACUAUUUUGCCUGCAUGUAUCCCAAAACUUGUUCAACCAUAAAAGAAUGUCUUCACCAUCAGGCAGUGUAUUCAUAACCAUUUUAUGUAAUAGCUUGACGUGAGGUAGCUUUAAAAGACGUCUUCAGACGUCCGGUUCCUAUUAUCACCACUGUGAACAGGACUGGAGCAGCAACCACUCUGGAUAAGUUUCUUCACAUGUAUGUAAUGGUGCAGAAAUUUGGGCACAUAAAGAACUAAAAAAGUAAACUAUCGAAGCCUCACUCCAGUGUAAAUGGGAACAUCAUGGUAAAAUACCACUGACAUUGCAGUUUAGUCCAAGAUUAAGGCUCACAACGCUGUCCAUCAAACUGGCCCCAUGUCUGGAGAUGUAUUGCCUCAAAUGGCUCCUAACUACUUGUUGUUGUAUCUCAGGUCUCGCUACAGUGGCUAUGCAAUGUAAAGAACGGUGUCUUUUGCAUAUUUCCUCAUGUACAUACAACUUUUCCUCGCUAAACAAGUCACACUGAUGACAAACAAGUGACUGAUGACCGGACUAUUCAUCACUGAAUAUCACAAAACGUAGCGAUACAGGAGUAAACGACACUGUGCUUUUCGUUACAUUGCUCUUUCAUUUUCCUUUACAUGGUGGACAAAAUCUCUGAAAUGAAAAACACUGAAGUAGUUUUGCGAUAUUUAAGCUCUAUCCCAAAAUGUGAUCCAUGUGCUGGUAUUACUGACAAGCAGACGUCCUACGUGCCUCAGCAUAUGUUUCUACAGAAUGCAGAAGUUUUAUAUCAAAGUUUUCUUUAUUUAGAGAUAUAGCUUCAGAUACAGGUAGACCUGCUACUUUUUUAUCAGUAUAAGUGUGUAUAAUUGUGUCCUGUCUGUUUUUUUGCAUAUGAUGAAGGAAGUGAAUUGAACUUUAGGUGCAACUUUUGACAUAGAAAAACAAGCUGUUGUUGAAUAAUGAUGGAAAUUAUUGUACUCUGUAAGUGAUGUUUGGCAUAUUUGUAAAAUAAAACCAUGAGAGAAACGUG
Pygocentrus nattereri (red-bellied piranha) is the source of this 3031-nucleotide messenger RNA. RefSeq names its product cytochrome P450 1A1 (gene cyp1a). The transcript is spliced from 8 exons. Gene Ontology annotation, biological process: hormone biosynthetic process; progesterone metabolic process. Gene Ontology annotation, molecular function: steroid 17-alpha-monooxygenase activity; oxidoreductase activity, acting on paired donors, with incorporation or reduction of molecular oxygen, reduced flavin or flavoprotein as one donor, and incorporation of one atom of oxygen; iron ion binding. The coding region runs from base 138 to 1712 and encodes 524 amino acids. Lineage: Eukaryota; Metazoa; Chordata; Actinopteri; Characiformes; Serrasalmidae. The record is from RefSeq and is a predicted model, not a curated record.